UAUUAAUAUUAACUUAUUACUAACGAUAGGCCAAGAUCUAGAUAUCUAGAUUCAUAUUAUAUAUUAUAUAAAUAUAACUAAUAUAUUAUAAGACACUAUUCACUAUAAGUAGGCCUAUAGAUCUAUUUCUGCUUUAAAGAUGAAGGAAAAUGAGAAUGUUAGAAUAGUUGGUUCCAAAGUCAUAUUGGUACCAUAUGAAAUUUAUCACGUUGAAAAGUAUCAUAGUUGGAUGGAGUCUGAAGAGCUUCGACAGCUCACAGCUUCUGAACGACUGUCCCUCGAAGAAGAAUAUGAAAUGCAAAGGAAAUGGAGAGAAGAUUGUGAUAAGUGUACAUUUAUUAUUUUAAGUAAAGAAUCUUAUCUUACAAGCAGUCUGUCUGAGACAUCCAAAAAAGAAAUAGAAUGUAUGAUUGGUGAUGUGAAUAUAUUCUAUACACCAAAUUCACAUGAUCGAUCAGAAGGUGAGGUAGAGAUUAUGAUAGCUGAACCUUCUGCUAGAGGCAAAAGUAUGGGUAAAGAGGCUGUAUGUUUAGUGAUGAAAUAUGCUCAAGAUAUAUUAAAAACAACAUUGUUUACUUGUAAAAUUGGGUUUGAGAAUACUACAAGUCUGCAUCUGUUUCAAUCAUUAGGAUUUAUAGAAAUAUCACGUUCUGAUGUCUUUAAAGAGUUAACUUUAUCCUUAAGCGCUACAGAAUUUAAAAGAAAGGGUUUUCCCUGGCUUCAGAAUUACACACUUGAAAUAAUAAAAUAACAUAUU
This is a messenger RNA of Physella acuta, 757 nucleotides long. Its product is annotated as N-acetyltransferase 9-like protein. Gene Ontology annotation, molecular function: N-acetyltransferase activity. The record is from RefSeq and is a predicted model, not a curated record. Lineage: Eukaryota; Metazoa; Mollusca; Gastropoda; Physidae.